Molecule: messenger RNA, 3204 nt
Organism: Sclerotinia borealis F-4128
Lineage: Eukaryota; Fungi; Ascomycota; Leotiomycetes; Helotiales; Sclerotiniaceae
Source: the annotation of a GenBank genome assembly
AUGGAUAAUUCCCCGGCAUCGCGAUUUUCUGUAGAGAGCUUUUCUCCUUCCUCUCCUGGGGUUCAGAACGAAUAUCCAUUCCCAAGACCGGGCUCCUCCGGUGGCAGACUUUAUCCACGGCGCGAGUCAACAGCUAGCUCGAUACACUCGAUAGGGGGAACAUUGGAUACAGUCUCACAAUGGCAUCGAUUGAAUGAAUCCGGGCAGAACGCUAUAUCUACUUUACUCCAACCACCAAUCGUUCGAACUGGUCUCAUUCCCCACACCUCCGCCCCCGCAUCCAGUGCACAUAAACCUCCGACCGCUCGAGAUAUACCCCCGGUAACACUUACAAAUAUACCGCAUGUCGAUCCGUCGGAAUUCAAAUCGUAUUUGGCCCAAGUAGGAGCAACCUAUGAUGCAUUACAAAGAGCAAAAGAGAAUGAGGAAGAGGGGGGGACGCAACUGUUACGCAAAGGCAAUAAGGCGGACGACUUCGCAGAUAUCCUAGACUUCGACGCACGGACACCUAAACCUUCUAGACGGGCAUCUUUGGCUUCUCUUGUAUCGUUGGAGAGUCCCUCGGUAUCGGCCCGGAAAAAGUCUAGUAGUGGGAGAAGAGCUCUACAUGCGCCGACUCCCAUAACUACAGUCCCCAAUGUGUACUUCGAUGAGGAUUUCCACCUGGAAAACCCAAGAACCUUCGAUGUUGUCAGCGAACGCUCAGAGGUCAUCCGGCCAACGUCUGGCUCUCCUGACGAACGUCGGACAAGUAAUGGCUCCGCAGUUAACCCCAGAAAAGCUCUAGCUACGAAUGCCAUUCUUCAGGAGAAAUUAUCGUGGUACAUGGACACUAUCGAGGUGCAUCUAAUAUCCUCAAUAUCUACGGCCUCGACUUCUUUUUUCGCAGCAUUAGGCUCUUUGAGAGAACUUCAUUUCGAAGCAGCAGUUUCCGUAGAGAGGAUCAAAACCUUGAGAAAGGAAUUAGAAGAUUUAGAUGAAGAAAUGGCCGUCGGUGGAUUGAAAAUUGUAAAUCUGCAAAGAAGGAGAGAGAAUUUGAAGCAAUUGAAUGAUGCAGUUCAGCAACUGAAACAAAUAGUAAAUGCUGUUGCGAGCUGUGAAUCAAUGGUGGAGAAUGGUGAUGUGGAACAAGCACUGGAUGCCAUCGAUGCAUUGGAAAAACUUAUCGCAGGCGAGGAGAUGCUGAGCAAACCGGGCCAGCGAAAGUUACAACUCCAAGACCUGAGAGGUGCCACAGCUUUGCAAGGAGUAACGAAUGAUUUAAAUACGUUACGCUUCCGGAUUGGCAAAAGUUUCGAGGCCAAAUUUCUCCAAGCCCUUCUUGGCGAUCUCAGACGACAUGUUGAAACGGUAUCUACCGAAGAUACGCUGCAACGUUGGAGCAAUGCAUCUUCGAGAUCAAGGGGCACUCACAGUCGCGAAACAUCUUCACAGCCGCCCACAUAUCUGACGGUUCCUGACGAAUUUCGUACAGAAUUAUUAUCGAACCUGAGCGGUUUGUAUAGGGCAAAAUAUACUUCGGCUGCAACAUCUGCAUUUAGAGAUGCCGUGUUGCGAGAGGUGCGGAAUAUUAUCCGACGGUUUCUCCCUAGUUCUAAUGAUGACGAUGCCGAUUCUAUGAUGUCGGCGUCUACGGUUGGCGCUGCUAAGCAAAAGAACCAACAAGAAAAAUCAAUAAUAUUAGCUCGCAAUUUACGUUCAUUGGAUCCAGAUGAUGCUGAAGAACUCCUUAAGAAAACCUAUGUUCAAGUUGGCGAGACUCUGAGAAGGCUAGGGACUCAAGUCAAGGUAUUGCUAGACGUCACUAGUACUCUUGGAGAUCCGGACACUCUUGGGGGUGUAAAGUCCCCACCACGAAGUCCUGUUAUAGGAUCACUCAAUGCUAGAAUGAGCCCCAGUUUAAGGGGUAGUUCUGGCAGGGAGUUGCAAGAAGAAAUGCACCAGACGCUGGAUAUGUCUAGUCUCCUGGGACAAGCUGUGGACAUUGCUCAAGAUAAAAUAGUGAAAGUGCUGCGGGUGAGGACAGACCAAAGCACCCAUCUCUCGGUCGAAAGAUUUCUACGAUAUUUCACGCUAAAUCUGCUUUUCGCAAACGAAUGCGAAGCUGUAUCGGGUAGAAGUGGUACAGCCUUAAAAAAUGUAGUCAAUGGUCACAUCAAAGAUUACGUCCAGCAAUUGGGUGAAUCAGAGCGGCAAAGUCUGGCUACAGGAAUGGAAGCAGAUCCUUGGAAUGCCAAAGAUUUCACCGAUGACGAUGAAAAACUCUUGUCUAGAAUACUCUCCGCAAGCACACAAGAUGUCGAAGCCUGGAGCUCCGGCAGCAAAGUGUGGCAGUCUUGUACUGAUUCGCCUCUCGGAACCCAAUCUUACCUCACACCCCCAACAAAUGGUACGCAAAAGAAUGGAACCUCAACACCAAACUCUACCUCUACACCUACACCUAGUAAAAGCCAAACUCGUUCUGCAGUCGUUGAUGACCAAUCAUACAUCCUCCCCAUAUCUGCAAUUCUUUGUCUCCAUGGUCUCGCCUCCCUUCUUCACCUUAAUACUGGCAUUCCAUCCAUGACCUCCGAGAUCGCUACGUCGAUUCUCUCCUACCUCACACUCUUCAAUUCCCGCGCCACCUCCUUUAUAUCUGUUCUCAUUCCAUACAUCCGCGAAUACGUGCGUCGUCAUGCUGGCACCGGCUCCUCUGUCUCCAUUCUUAUGGGUGAAUUUGACAAGAUCCGCCGCGCAUAUCUCGAACAUCAGCAAUUGAUCUACGAUAAAUUCCUCAAUAUUAUGUCCGGAAGAGCAACUGCUCAUAUCAAAAGCAUGAAGGCGAUUAAUUGGGAAGAUGGAAGUAGAGCUGGCUCUAUCAAUGCGUAUAUGGAAACGAUGACGAAAGAGACGCUCACAUUGCAUAAAGUUCUGAACAAGCAUCUCCCAGAUAUGACCGUGAAAAUGAUUAUGGAGCUGGUAUUCAAAAGCUUUCGGGAGCAAUUGGGGAAGGCGUUCGGGGAUGUGGUUCUGGGGAGCGAGGAUUCUAAGGGCCGAAUGCUUCGCGAUGCAGAAUACUUCAAGAUUCGUAUAGGUAGUCUUGAUGGCGCAAAUGAUGCAGGUGAUUAUAUCAUCAAAGUCGUACAGGAUAAGAAUGUUCCGAGGAAUUCCACUUCACCCCCGAUCACACCCCCUCCUGAUAUUACCCCCGUCGAAGGAAAUUAG